AAUGCAAAAUUGCUUCCUACGCCUCUGUAGUGCAGAGAUAUAAUUACUAAGUAGUCAUAUCAAUACGCAAAAGUCUAAAGAGUCUGCAUAAUGGCCUUCAACGCAAUUAAAAUUGAAACCCUAAUCCUAACACUAUGAUGGUAAAGCACCUCUAGAUAAACAAUUGUGGCUAGUGUUGUCAUGUGAUUAGUGUACGACACAACUGGAAGGUCAACACAAUGCUACGCCUCAGGCUAUAGGUUCAACAUGAAGGCUAACAUCGUACUACUUUGGAGUUUGGCAGUCUGUGUGUGUACAAGUUUCACAUCAGUAAGAACUGAUUUUGUACUGACAGUCAACUUGGUCAACUACACCAACCCAACCGGAUUGUAUGCUGAACGUUUAUUUCCACUGAGUAGUGUGAGAAGUGCUGACCAGUUAAUACCAGUGUGCUGCAAUGAUCGGCCAUUCAGAAACACCAACUGUAACAACACAGGAGAGGAGAGAUGUGACACCAGGUUCCGUUGGACCAUCAGACCAUUCGGUGCAUCACUAGAGACAAGACCUCUAAAUAAUCCUGUCAACCCUCCCUACUUCUUCACAGACUGUACAAUAUCCCCCAGCACUUGCCCAUUCAGUGAAAUGAGCACAACAUUCGGUCAAGGUCCAGCAGCACUGCUGGGAGUAACACCCAAUCCUCUACCUGUUUCAAAACCAGAUUUUCCUUUCUGGACAGGACAAAUUCAGUUCUUCAUUGAAGCCAUUGAUACUGGACUCCCAAACGUAAUAGACAGUCUGUUGAUUAACCUGGACAACCUCCAACUUGGAGCAGACUUCACAGAGGAGAUGACGUUCACUGGAUUCCACAACAUAUCUCACAUGACCAUGAGUUUCAGAGUCGAGUGCUCUCCUGGUUUCUGUGGACCUGACUGUACCACCACACCUCAGAAAAAUCCACAAGUGGCGACAUGUCAAGCUGAUGGCACUCUAACAUGUACUGAUAAUCGAUUAGACCCUUCACCUCUUGUAGCCUGCAGCGACUGCCUCUACAACCUGGAUAUUACCACUGGCUGCUCCACUUGCGUACAGACCAACUAUGACCCAACCACCAAUUGCACAGCCUGUCUUAAGUUUUAUGAUACACUAACAAACUGCACUCAAUGUCUACCCAACAGAGAUCCCUCUACCGACUGCACCCAGUGCCUACCCAACAGAGAUCCCUCUACCAACUGCACCCAGUGUCUACCCAACAGAGAUCCCUCUACCGACUGCACCCAGUGUCUACUCAACAGAGAUCCCUCUACCAACUGCACCCAGUGCCUACCCAACAGAGAUCCCUCUACCAACUGCACCCAGUGCCUACCCAAUAGAGAUCCCUCGACCGACUGCACCCAGUGCCUACCCAACAGAGAUUCCUCUACUGACUGCACCCAGUGUCUACCCAACAGAGAUCCCUCUACCAACUGCACCCAGUGUCUACCAGGCUGGGACAUCACCUCGGACUGCACUAGUUGUCUACCCAACAGAGACCCAGUUACCAACUGCUCCCUCUGCCUACAACCAGACAGGUUCACUGAUGCAGACUGCAGUGUGUGUGCUCUACCAGGAGGGGACCCAGCAACACUCUGUCAAACAUGCUUGGAUAACUUCAAUCCUACAUGCACUGAGUGUGUGGCUAACUACGAUCUGAACAUUAAAUGCUCAAGCUGCCUGUUAGGCUAUGAUAGUAACCGUGACUGUGCAGUGUGUUUAUCUGGACGAAACAUAUCCACAAGAUGUACGACCUGUCUGUCUGGAUUCACUGGCAGUAACUGUGAACCUGACUCUUCACUAAGUGUGGGAUUGGUGGGUGGUAUCGCUGGAGUUUUGCUGCUCAUCAUUCUAGUAAUGGCCGUGCUCCUCAUCCUACUUACAGUCCGUAUCAGAAAGAGUGGUAACCAAGACAUCAGUACUGCCACUACUACAGAUAAGGAAGUUACAGGAGUCAUGGAAAUGAACCACACCCACCAGCACGAGCCUGUGGACACACCCAUUGAAAUGAAUCAGAACCCUGUGUACAGUGCAACCAAUGCUACUAAUAUUGAAGCUGACUACUAUGAGAACGAUGGUCUGGGCCCAACAAGAAAAAAGAAGCAAACGGAAUACGAUUAUAUUCAAGUGUAAACUACGUACAUCAAACAACUUAUAGCUAUACACAGACAAACUAAUGAAUGGUUCUAAUAAAUUGUUUUCGGGCAUUUAGUCAAAAUAAAUGUAGAUAUUAGUGUGUGUGCAUGUGCGUGUGUGUGUGUGUGUGUGUGUGAUACGUAGUUGAUUCAUUUCUGACUAUUCAAAAAUGACACUUUGAUGAUGUAACAAUUGCUCAUAUUACGCUAUCAGUAA
Halichondria panicea is the source of this 2361-nucleotide messenger RNA. Its product is annotated as variant-specific surface protein VSP4A1-like. NCBI's taxonomy places the organism in Eukaryota, Metazoa, Porifera, Demospongiae, Suberitida, Halichondriidae. The transcript has 5 exons. The record is from RefSeq and is a predicted model, not a curated record. Bases 247 to 2142 code for a protein of 631 amino acids.